GGCUAGGUAUAUAAGCCGGUUGCAAACCAGCCCCCUUGAGAAGGCUGUCGGGGAGUUUCGGAGAAGUAGCUGCAGACCUUGUGCUUGCAGCGGUCAGAAGGGAAGUUUCAGGCGGAGAUGACUCUUCCUGCUGAUUCAAAAUUCAUCCGUGAGGCUUUCCCUCAGAGAAGUGAGCUUCUGGAGAAAUUCAAAGCGGAUGUGAUUCUGGAUCCUGACACCGCGAACCCUUGGCUCAUUGUGUCCCCCGAUGGGAAAUCUGUGAGAUCGGGAGAGAAACCACAACAGGACUUGCCUGAGAAUCCCCACAGAUUUGAUCUUGCUCCCUGUGUACUGGGCUCCAAGGGGUUCACCUCAGGGAGACAUUACUGGGAGGUGGAGUUUGGGGAUCAGAGGGAGUGGGCCGUGGGGGUCGCCAGAGAGUCCGUGAAGAGGAAGGAAUGGCUCACUCUUAGCCCCGAGAAUGGGAUCUGGUCUCAAGGGCGCUGGUGGCUGCGGAGGGAGGCAUUCGGCUCCUCUGAGACCCCCCAACCUCAUAGUGGGAGGCCUGGGAAGAUCGGGGUUUGUCUGGAUUACGAAGGGGACUGGGUGGCAUUUUAUGAAGAUGACCAUACGACUAUGAUAUUGGCCUCCUUCAAUGGGGAAAAAGUUUUCCCUUUCUUCUACUUGGGCGGAGGAGUCCACCUCACACUGAUCCCUUGAGGCACUGGGGGAAACAUCCCAAUGGGACCCCCCCCCAUGAAAUGUGCCCCUCUCUCUAGCCAUUUCCUGCACAGCCUCCCCCGAGCCUCUGCGGCCUUGUCUACAUGCAGGCUUUGCAUCAGGGUCUGAUUUAAUUUGAACCUGGAGCAAACACCAGUCUGGAUGAUCUUAAUUUGGCUUACGAGCAGCGUGGCUCAAUUUUAAGCAUUGCCAGCGCAUGUGGUUUUCUUGUGAGUGUCAUGAUAUUUGGUGGGGUUUUUUUUCUUGUGAUUCCAUCAGGAUCUGAGCUCUUAUUAAAUCAAUCCAUUAAUAUAAUAAUGAUGGUAAUUAAUUAAUUAACAAUUCAUAAAACAAACGGAAUAAGAAGAUUCAUUCAAUACCUGGAAGAAAUUUCCAGCCCUCCGAGUUGCAGAGGAAAGAUUGAAAAUGUGACUCCUAAAGGCUCCAACAAAUUAAAAUAUCCCACAUUUAUUACUGUAAGCUCUUUGCAUCAAGGGGUCAUUUUCUAAUCUGGGUCUGUACAGCACCUUGCACAACAGAGUCCUGAUCCAUGUAUAGGUGCUACAACGAUUUUUUUUAAAAUCUCUUGAUUUUUGAGGAGCCCUGACUCAUCAUGUUUGAACACGGGGGGUUGGCAAGACUGGCUUUCGCUUAAACUUGCUCCUAAUUGACUUAAAAGGGAUCAUUUGUCUUGAUUUAAGAGGGUCCAUGCAGGCGUUUGAAGGGGUUUAACUACAUGCGGCUUAAAUCCCAGCUUUCGUUAAACAGGUGCAGUGUUGCAUGGAGACAAGCCCUCCAGGAAUGUCUAUGCCCCAUUGUGGGUCAUCCCAGCCCGGCUCAAGCGUCUCGGACUAGCGGGGCUUGCGUGAGGGCUCCAGAAUGUGCUGCAUAGAAGUUGCAGCUCAGGUCUGAAGCCUGGGGAGGGGGAGGGCUUCAGACCCUGAGCCACAAUUUCAAAGCUCCGUCCGCACUGCACCGUUCAGAGCGCUAGCACCAGCUCCAUGAGCUUGAGUCUCUCAUUCCCAUGGGCUCCAAAAUGCAGUGCAGCUCUACCCUUCGUUUUUAGCUUUGAUGAGCCUGGAAGACUCCCUAGUUCACUCAGAACUUAGUCUUGUCCUCUUCCUAACCUCCUAGGCCCAGAUUCUCAGCAGGACGUAGGCACUUAAAUAGUUUUGAGGAAGUGAAACUCACUCCCUAGUCUCUGGUCGUGCUUCCACAGAGACUCUCUGAGCAGCAUAGGGAACGUCUACACGGCAAUAAAAAACCCACGGCAGAGUGUCCAGAGCACAGAUCAGCUGAUUCAUGCUCUUGGGGCUCUGGCUGUAGAGCUAAAAAUAUCGGUAUAGACGUCCGUGCUCCAGCUUGAGGCCAAGCACAAGACAGGAGGGUCUCAGAGCUCAGACUCCAGCCCGAGCCUGGAAGUCUAGACAGCACCGUAGCCUGAGCCCCGCACGCCCAAGUUGGCUGGCAUGGGCCAGCCACGGGUGCCUGGUUGCUGUGUAGACAUACGCAUGGUCUCUGCUCUGUGAUAGAAAGGGAACGAGACAUGAGGCAUUUGAGAAUGAUGCUCCUGGCCCAUCAUGGGCUGGUCCUUCCUCAUCUCCAUCCCUGUUUUAUUCAAGUUAACAAACAAGCCAAUGGCCCGGGUGGGGACUACUCGAGCAAUAACGGGUGUGGCGACGAAAAAGGAAGGAGACAGAGCGCCAGGUCUUGGUAGCCGAAAAAGCCUCUCAGGGACUUUCUACUGGGGUUUUUAUUUUUUUACUUUUAUGUUUACAACACUUAUGAGUGGUUGAAUUUUUGUGCAUAGGAGGAGCAUACAAUACCCAUCAACAUGACCUAACAAACCCAUAUUUUGUGCACGUGAAAGCGAGCACUGAGGGUGACGAUCAGGUCAGCCAAUAAGUUUCCCAAUCGCAGGCACUGGGGUGUAGGCCGCUCCGGCCUCGCAGCCAUGGGCGCAGUAUGCCGCACCCGUGAACUGGCGAUUCGGGAGCUGUGCGUCCCUACAAACGGGAAUAGGAAAUAAAUGUGAAGUGAGUCAAUGGGAAAGUCCCGUGAGAUGCACAGAAUAAAACAAAGCCCAGUGCCAGGCCUGUUAAUGAGGGGAUUUCUGUUCAGAGUGUGUCCUAUUUGUCCUUCCUGCUUUUCUGUAACUAGCAGAAAUAUCCCUGAUUUUGCA
Molecule: messenger RNA, 2881 nt
Organism: Malaclemys terrapin pileata
Lineage: Eukaryota; Metazoa; Chordata; Testudines; Emydidae
Product: thaicobrin-like
Exons: 3
Coding region: 118-699 (193 amino acids)
Molecular function (GO): protein binding
Source: RefSeq, a predicted model, not a curated record